AUGCAGGAAGCGAACGCGAAUGUUCAUGAAUUGAUGGUUAGGCUACAAGAUGCGUUCCAAGAAGCCGCGGAAGCCAGGAUAGAAGCGCAAAUGGAGAUGGAGAAACGUACGAAAGCAGAAGUGAUAGCCAUUAAAGCCAUCCAGAGGUUUAAACAAUGCAAAACUGCCUUCAAAGAAGCAGCCAAACAGAGGGAAGACACAAGCUCGCUCUUAAGACUUGCGAAACACCAGUGUCAACAAGUCGCAAGGCAACGGGACGAAGCCAUGGAAGAGCUGGAAACGAUAGGCGAAAAAUUAAGAUCACUGGAAAGAGAAGUUAAUGAGGCUUUGCGAGAGCGGCGUGCAAAAAUGGAAGAACUUGAAGGAGCACGGCGAAAGAUCACCGCUUUAGAGGAACAAAACCGCCAAAUUUUCCAAGAGAAGGACGCUGCAGUUAAACGACUCAAAGGCUACCUGAAUUCAAGCUCCGGAAUCAAAAGCUAUUCAGUCUCUUUCUCCAAUAACCUAACAUUCAGCGAAUAUUCAUGGAACGAUCUCAGAGCCGCCACUGUAGAUUUCUCCGAUCGUUUCAAACUCGGAGAAGGAGGCUACGGCGCGGUGUACAAAGGCGAAAUCAAAGAAACAAGAGUCGCGGUAAAAAUUAUGAGGAAGGAAGGAUUACAGGACCUGCGGGAGUUCCAAACCGAGAUGAAUCUUUUAAGCGACAUUCGGCACCCGCAUUUGGUACGAAUAGUAGGCACCUGUUCUGAGCGAGGAGGUAUAGUUUAUGAAUAUAUGACCAACGGAAGCCUGUUAGAUCGUCUCAGCUGCAAAGACGCCUCUCCACCGCUCCCCUGGCACGCCAGAAUUCGUAUUGCUGCUGAAAUCUGCUCUGCUUUACAAUAUUUACACAGUUUAACGCCAAAUCCAAUCCUCCACCGGGAUCUUAAACCCCAGAAUAUACUCCUGGACGAGAAUUAUGUAUGUAAGAUCAGCGAUUUCGGCAUCGCUCGAAUUCUUCCAGAAACUAAGUCACGGAAAACAACAGAUUAUAUGGAUCCCGAAUACCUGAGAAGCGGCAAAUUCUCUACAAAAUCCGACAUUUACAGUAUGGGAGUGAUCAUCCUUCAGAUUCUGACCGGAAAACUGGCGUUUGGGCUGGUGAAAGAGGUGGAACUCAUAAUGCAGAGCGGUAAAUUGAAGGAGGUUUUGGAUCCUAGUGCAGGCGAAUGGCCAUCUAUGCAGACCACUCAGUUGGCUUAUUUCGCCUUGCAUUGCACUGAAUCAGACAUAAAUAAAAGGACAGGCCUUGAACCAGACGUCAUGAAAUUCUUGGAUAAUCUUCGAAAAUUUGCAGUCGCGGCAACGAACCCCUGCAGGCCCGUUGAAUGCUGCGAAAAGUCGGUGCAAAUUGCUCAGGAGCCACACAAGCCGACCUUCUUCGCGUGUCCAAUUUUCAAGGAAGUUAUGGAGAAUCCUUACGUGGCAGCGGACGGUUUUACAUACGAAAAGGAGGCAAUCGAGGGAUGGUUCCGCAGCGGACAUGACACGUCGCCCAUGACAAAUGUGAAGGUUGAUAACAUGAAGCUUAUUCCAAACCAUUCCCUGAGAUCCGCCAUCAGACAGUGGCAAGAAAACGGCGAUUUUAUGCAUUUAUUGAAUGUGAAUGAAUAA
Messenger RNA from Cryptomeria japonica (Japanese cedar), 1653 nucleotides. Its product is annotated as U-box domain-containing protein 33. Gene Ontology annotation, molecular function: protein kinase activity; ubiquitin-protein transferase activity; ATP binding. The record is from RefSeq and is a predicted model, not a curated record. The coding region runs from base 1 to 1653 and encodes 550 amino acids. Lineage: Eukaryota; Viridiplantae; Streptophyta; Pinopsida; Cupressales; Cupressaceae. The transcript has 4 exons. Gene Ontology annotation, biological process: protein phosphorylation; protein ubiquitination.